GUCCAGGAUGGCCAGCGGGUCUCCGACCUCCAUGGCCGUCAGGAUGCUGGCCAGGCUUGAGUGCUGGACACCAGCAUUGGCAUUGGACAUCCCGACUGUUCGAGAUCAUUUCAACACCUUUUUCGGGAAUUGGGAGCACCCAACUAAGCAGGAACAUGUGCGAAAACGGAUGAAAUUCGAAGCUUGAUUUUCCGAUACAAAAACGGCUCGGUUUCGUCAGAACGUUCUGCUUUUCCUCUCGUUCAUGACGCCAUGCCACCUCUUCAACGAGGAGCAUUGCCACCAGUGGUGGGCUUUAUCGACAUGGAUUGUUUCUAUGUUGCGGUCGAGCGAGCGCGCGACCCCCGCCUUCUGGGGAAGCCUUGCGCGGUGGUGCAGUACCCCACGGGGCAACGGGGACGUCCCGAUCUGCGGCCCGAAGACGACCGGUGGAGAACCGGAGGUCCCAUGGGAGGCAUCAUUGCGGUCUCCUACGAGGCGAGAGCGCGAGGUGUCACCCGGCAGAUGUCGGGCGCAGAGGCCAAGAAGGUGUGUCCUGAGGUCAUCUUGGUCCAAGUUCCCACAGCCUUUGGCAAGGCAGACUUGCAGAUCUACAAGGACGCGGGCGACGCCGUGGUCGACCUCUUGGCCUCCCGCUGCGACGCCACGGAGAAGCGCUCGGUGGACGAGGUGGCCAUCGACAUCACCGGCGCGGCCGAGCAUCUGCUGGCCUCGCGCGCCGCGGCCGAGCUCGGCGCCGCCGCGUCGGCGGCGACGCACCUGGCAGACUCGGCGCUGAGCGUCGACGCGGCGAAGGUGACCCGAAGCUCGGCCCGGCAGGGGCAUGACAAGCAGCAGAGCAGGGACACCUCCGAGCUUGCUGAUGGAUGGGAGGAGGUCUUGCGACGAGCUGCCUCCGAUCCUGUGGCCUGGCGCCUCAUCGCCGGCGCGGUGGUGGUGAAGGAGCUCCGGCAGCAGGUGGAGUCCACCUUGGGCUUCACAUGCUCUGGAGGCGUAGCAACGAACAAGGUCCUGGCGAAGCAAGAGGACUCGGCGGGAAAGGACUUGAGGAUCUGCAGAGCCUCAAACUCUUCGCUGGGCUGUGGACUGCACAAACCCAACCAACAGACCCUUUUGCUGCCACAUGCCGCCCCCGUGUUGUUGAAGGAUCUGCCGCUGGAUCGCCUUCCUGGUCUGGGCGGUGACUUUGGUCAAGCCGUCAAAAGCCGUUUCGGCGUCCAAUCGGCGGGCGAGCUCUUACAGGUGCCGCGGCCAGACGUGCUGAAGCAGUUUCCUCAGCGAGGCGAGUGGCUGUUGGCGCUGGCGGCGGGCGAUGACUCGGCGGCGGAGGCGGUGAAGGACAGGCAACUGGUGAAGAGCCUCUCCAAUGGCAAGACCUUCUUCGGCGAGAAGCGGCUGAGAUCAUUGGAAGAGGUGGACUAUUGGCUGGGCGAACUCACCGGCGAGCUCCAUCGCCGCUACCUUCAGCAGGUGGAGAAGCACCAGCGGACGCCCAGUACCUUGCAGGUCUCAUUGACCUUGGACCAGAAGGAGCAUUUGACGCGCCAGCAGCCCAUCCAGCUGGGCAGCCAAGGGACACCGGAGCAAAUCCUACAGACCGCCAAGGCCUGCGCGCGCCGCGCGGGGGCGGUGAGUGGUGUGAUCUCGCUGGGGCUUAGCUUGAGCAACAUGAUCCCUUUGGAGGCCUCGAGCGCGUCCCUGUCCAAGUUCUUUGGCCGCAAGAGCGAAGGAGCAGCAAGCAAAGAGAAAGGCGAAAAGCCCCAAGAAAAGGCGAAGGCGAAGCCCAAAGAGGCGAACCUUUUGGGUGCUUGCUUUGCUCGAGCAGCGGCUGCCCAGCGAGCGAGUUCCGACCAGCAAAAGGCUCCAGAAGUGGACGAGGGUGUUUUGGCGGAGCUCCCGCUGAACAUCCAGCAGGAGAUUCUGAGAGAGCUGGGCCAGGAGCCCAAGUUGAAGAAGCUCCGUUGUGAUGUCGUGGAGAUUGAUGCGUGAUGCGGUCGGCCGCGGUCACAGGUGUGUUUUCGCGUGUAGGCGCGCGUAGGCACGUGCACACGGGGGUAUCCCGUAGCUAUGGCAUGGGAUCGCUUAUAGCCUUUCACCUCUUUGAGGAUCGCGCCGUGCGACCAAAAGAAGCGAGGAAGGCACCUGGUUUUGG
Molecule: messenger RNA, 2152 nt
Organism: Durusdinium trenchii
Lineage: Eukaryota; Dinophyceae; Suessiales; Symbiodiniaceae
Source: the annotation of a GenBank genome assembly